Molecule: messenger RNA, 2591 nt
Organism: Pimephales promelas (fathead minnow)
Lineage: Eukaryota; Metazoa; Chordata; Actinopteri; Cypriniformes; Leuciscidae
Source: RefSeq, a predicted model, not a curated record
UGGCAUCGAGACAUCUACAGAAAGGACAAUGUGGUUGUUAGUAAUGUUUGGCAACACACAUUGAGUCACAGGGGUCAUUAGAAACACUCGACAAACACACACCAGCAGUGAUUCACAGCUGAGCAGGAGAGAGAGCUGGAGGCGCACGAUGGGAGCAACUUUUAAUAAAUGAUCAGAUAAGCUCGAGAAGCAUCAAGCGAAGCGAAGAAGUCGAAGCAGGAACAAUAAGGAUCUGAAUCUGGAUGAUUCAUGCUGACUUUACUCGACGAGGAGGAAGAAAGAUCGCCAGUAGUGCUGUCGCCUUCGCAUUGCUCUGGUGAGGCAUUGAUCUGGUCUGAUCUGACUGGUUUAUUCGUUUAAAAGUCGCGAGGAUGGCACUCGCGUGAACGCGUCUGCUCGCUCUCGGGUCCGCAGUGAUGCAGUGAAGAUGGGUGCUGCUGUGGCGAGUCAGGCAUGCGCGGGCGGUUGAGCUGGCGUUUAGUACAGGAAGAAUGCACGUAUCCCAUGUCGGCACCAACAAAAUCUGCUUCCUGCUUUCCCUGGCAUUUUGUGCCCUACUGGUGCUCCUUAUUCCCUCCUUACAACCUCCACAGCGUCAGGCGGAUCUGCCCCAACCGCGACCCCCUGCCAAGCCCCCCAGAGCCGGACGCAGACACGACCUCUACGGGAUCCCCGGACAAGGAAGUCAUGAUGCCAAGGAUGGUAGUUUCAUUCACCCACUUCCUCCCGGAGGCCGACCCUGGGACCCACAGACGAUGUUAGAGGGGGACGCUGCACACGCCAACUCCCCUGGGUCCCGUUCCAAAGACUCGUUGGAUUUGAGAGACAUUUUUAUUGCCGUUAAGACCACCAGGAAGUAUCACAAGUCCAGACUGCAGCUCCUGUCUCAGACCUGGGUGUCCAAAGCCAAGGAACAGACGUUUAUCUUCACUGAUGGGGAGGAUAAGGACCUCAGGCAGAAAGCAGGGCUCAACAUCAUCAACACCAACUGCUCUGCGGCGCACACGCGUCAAGCCCUGUGCUGCAAGAUGUCUGUGGAGUAUGACAAGUUCAUCGAAUCACAAAAAAAGUGGUUCUGUCACGUAGAUGAUGAUAACUAUGUGAUCCUGCCCAGUUUGCUGGAUCUGCUGUCAUCCUACUCUCACACACAAGAUGUGUAUCUGGGCCGACCCAGUCUGGACCACCCCAUAGAGGCCGCCGAGAGGGUCAAGAGCGACGGAUCGGUGUCCGUGAAGUUCUGGUUCGCCACCGGAGGAGCGGGAUUCUGCAUCAGCCGAGGCUUGGCGCUCAAAAUGAGUCCAUGGGCAAGUCUUGGAAACUUCAUCACAACCGCAGAGAAGAUCCGCCUCCCGGACGACUGUACAGUAGGUUACAUCAUCGAGGCGUUGCUGGAAGUUCCUCUGACACACACAGGCCUGUUCCACUCACACCUGGAGAACCUCCAGAGACUCCCUACAGACAGCAUACUCAAACAGGUGACCCUCAGUUAUGGUGGAUUCGAGAACAGGAGGAAUGUGGUCAGUGUUGGGGGAGUGUUCUCAUUGGCUGAAGACCCUUCACGGUUUAAAAGCGUUCACUGCCUGCUCUACCCAGACACUGAGUGGUGUCCACGCAAGACUCGUCACUGACCGCUGGGAAACAACUCUUCAUGCCAAAAUAGUUCUCCGAAUAACUCAGCUGGUUGGUGAAGCUAGUCAACGUGUUUGUUUGUUUGGUACUUUUGUGUUUUUAUGGAGAAACAGGGUGGCUGUAAUUUAUUGUUGUCCUGAAAUAUAGUGUUUUUGCCAACUGAUUUACAUAUAAUGAGUCCCUGGAAGAUUGUGCUAUCUGUUAGAUUUACUAGGGGAUUUUGAUUUAAGACACAUUUUUGUGGCUUUUAUAACAUUUUUUUAGAGUUGUCUUUUUCCUAAGGGCCAUAAAUAUGUCCUGCACAAUACUAUAAAUUUGUGUGCAAGAUGAUCUCAUGAACACCUCCAUGGACGAGAAAAACAGUAUUGAUGCAGUUUAUAGUAUUUUGUUUUCAAGAUUUAUGCAACCAUCAGCUCAUCUAUUGCCAAUGCUCUUCAGCUUUAUGUUCUUCUCUGUUUGUGAUUUGUGGAUGACCGAAGACACUCAGUAUGUCUCUGGACGUACAGGCAGGAACUCUCGGAUGUAGUCGAGCAAUUAAACUCCACUGAAAAUAUACAGACCAAAAGCAAUUGUUGCAAAAUCUUGUUAAUUUAUCCAUUGCUUGCCAUUCAUAUUUUAAUAGAGUGGUUUAUUUAGUAGAAAACAACUUUUUGAAUUAUUUCCAUUGAAACACUAGUGUGUGAUGAUUCGAAACAUGACUGUUUAAAUGUGUUUUCUGUGCUGUUCGAAUGUUAUUUGCACAAACACGUUCCUCACUGCAGGCCAGUGGUUUGUGUUAACAUGCCAAAACUACACUAUACGCUUUCUGUCUUUCCUUAACGGUGACAAACAUUUUAUAAACGUGCUCAUUGACACUACCAAAUGCUAUUGCAGUUGAAUGUUUUUUGUUUUUUUUUUAAUCUGGUGACUUAAUGUUGUAAAGUGUGAUUUUCAUUUUAAUAAAUUUAUUUAUUAUGCUUGUG